AUGUCUUCCGGUUUCGGCCGCGAACUCGCCAUCACGGCAGUGCUGAACCAUGACCGGGUGAUCACCGCGUCGCACGGCCCAUCCAAGCUAUCCGACCUGGAGCGUGACUUCGGCAUCAUCCCGCAACGACUGAAUAUCGCCAGCGCCGCGGAGAUCCAAUCCGCCGUGGACACCGUCGGUUCCAUUGACAUCUUCAUCGCCGCGCAGUUCGACACGAACGUCUUUCGCCCAGACGUGUGCCAUCCGCGCCGUCGCGGAAAUCAGGCGUCAUCGCGGACCUUGGCUCCUCAGCUCGGUGAUAGGGAACCUCGGCACGGGCUUCUAUUGUGCAGCCAAGGCGGCCGUAGCCAUGUGCCGAAGAGUUUGAAGGCGGAGUUGGCCCCGUUUGGCGUCGAUAUCGUGUGUACUGAGCCGGGGCAUUACAGCACCAACCUACUCACGGGUGGUCAUAUGGUCAUCGCCGGGACGAGGACUGAUGAGUUACGCGUGAGCACGCAGGUCAUGCACGAUGCCUUGGAGGCGUAUAGUUUGCGGCAGCCGGGGGAUCCGGUCAAGGGCACGCAGGUGAUCUUUUAG
Molecule: messenger RNA, 576 nt
Organism: Aspergillus tanneri
Lineage: Eukaryota; Fungi; Ascomycota; Eurotiomycetes; Eurotiales; Aspergillaceae
Exons: 2
Coding region: 1-576 (191 amino acids)
Source: RefSeq, a predicted model, not a curated record